UUCUUCAUGUAGCACUUUCAAAGACCAGGCUUUAAAGCCCAAUACAUAAGCUUUCUUUUAGUACAAGAAUCAUUCAAAUCACUCAUGUAAUUUUCAAAUCACAUAGGGAUGUGUGUGAAAUGUUUUCAAUUUGCUGAGAGAACGCACACCUUUUUUGUGAUUCGUGGACAGAACUUUAAAACGGUAGUUGUGUUUAAGAUCCCGUACCUUGAAAAGUACAUGAGUGAUUGAAUGAUCCUUGUACUAACAGAAAUGACCUGAAUGAUUCUUGUACUAAAAGGAAAGCUUAUGAAUUGGGCUUUCAUAUCUUAGACCCCGAGGUUGUUUCGGAUGAGGCAGCUGUCUCAGCCAAAAGUGCAAAGCCCGACUCUUCAGACGAACCUUUGCAAGUCCAGCCAACCGGGUUACAUGCAGUUCCCACCAAUGAUGCCGCCCAGCUGGAUGUGGACCCACCCGCCACCUCAGCCAGGUGGGGUUCCUAGAGUGUAACCUUCCGAUGAGCCAACAGCCAGUAACGACGCCCAAGAAGAAACCCCUACGCAGUGCACACUAGGGGGAAGAGAUCGUCGGCCAGUAGCAUUGAUGUGAGGUCAACCCACCACAAGCUGUAGACGAGAUACGUAGCCUAUAGACGAAGACGUUACUGUGCUGGUCAUCAAGUUCCAGUCCAUUUCACUGAUGAUCUUGGACAUAAGAUCCGGAGAUGAAGGGAAGUGGAAUUAGCUACUCCAUCCGCCCUGAGUCCCACGAAGUUACUUUGCUGAGGAGAAACCGCCUAGUAACUGAUGAGUGUUAUGCUCUUGAAAUGGACACACAAUGAACCGUUUCUCUGAUGAAUAGGAUCGGAUGUAGUUAUAAGUUUGUAAAUGUUAGAGACAACAUUUCUUUUUGCAGGGGUGAGUGUAGAGGCCAUGGAAAUUGGUCACCCCCUUUUUCAAUUUUGCCCCCUCCCCUUUUAUUAAUGUAAUAGUCCAGGCUUUGCUUUACCUCUGAAAAUAAUGGACUGAUCCAAGAGUUGCCACAUCAGCAAGGGACAGGAAAUUAAGUUGGUUUCAUUGUUCUUACAAGCAAUGACCCUGCCAACAUCUGCCAUAAAGUUGUCCUCGCAUUUCUGUAUCUUUGGCUGACAACUCUCCAUUAUUUCUUACAGGAAAGUGGCCUUUUUGUAGACAGUAACCAUGGGCGACAGUAAAGACUUCAGUAAUGAAACGGAGAAGGAUUUUAAUAGCCGUAUGAGGAGUAUCGUCAACAAUGGCAUAACAUGCAUGACCAUGGCCCUUGGGUUUGAAACUGGUUUAUUCAAAUUGAUGAUUUCCAUGGAAACGCCCAAGACCUGUCAAGAGAUUGCUGAUGCCGGCAAAUUUAAAGAAAGGUAUGUGAGGGAGUGGCUAGGAUCAAUGGUGACGGCAUACAUCGUCAGUUUUGACCCAGUUGAAGAGAAGUACUGGAUUCCUAAACAUCGUCACUCUAUCGCACAGUCCCGAGGAAGGGCCAUGUACACCCCAACGUUGAGCUCAGCUUUCUUUGAUGUCGCCGAUUGCUUCCAAAAAGAUGGACCUCCGGGUGUUCCAUAUGAGAAGUAUGACAAGUUUGAUGCUUUAAUGACGCAGGUUCACGGGCCUGUUUUUGAGAAUGAGUUCAUCACGGAUUUCUUUCCUUCCAUGCCGGACAUUCAAGCCAAAUUGGAGUCGGGCCUGAAUGUACUGGACAUUGGCUGUGGAGCUGGGACGUCAACCAUUGAAAUUGCCAAACGCUUCCCGAAAAGCCACGUACACGGACUUGACUUCUCCGUUACGGGCAUCAAAGAAGCGCAGGCUAAAGCCGACGCAGCGGGCUUGACAAACGCGACUUUCAUCUGUCAAGACGUCACGACGCUACCCGCAGAUUGGACCGACAAAUUCGGUUACGCGUUCGCUCACAUGGUCAUUCCCAACUUGACCGACCCGCACAGGGUGCUCAAGGGGAUUCUCCGCGUGCUGACUCCAGGGGGCGCUCUGUCCGUCGUCGAUCCCAAAUCGCAUUCAACUCUCAAGGGUAACCUAUCCGAAGAUGUCAAGCAUAGUCACAUGCUUUAUAGCAUCAGUUUGCUGAAUUGCGUACCGGCGUCGCUGUGUAAGGGGGAGGGCGCAGCGCUAGGGGCGGCCAUGGGGAGAGAAAAGGGACAAGCGUUGAUUGAGAACGCUGGUUUCAAUAUAUCAUCCAUCAGUGACGCCUUAGGCGCGCAACAUUAUUUGUGUAUAAAACCCCUGUGAAUUCGUACAUUACACAAAUAAUUUAAUUUCAAGGAGGGGAAUAACUGAAUUUUGUGUGUUCAGUUGAAGAGGAUAUUUGAUUCAUUUUGAAAAGAUCAUUGCAGGGCUCUAUUUGAAACUGCACUUUCCUUUAAUGAAAACGUUAUCUGAAAAUUUAGCUACCUAAAUAAGGAAGUUAAGAUGUCAUUUACAACUCAAGCUGUGGAUCUGAAUUGUAUCGGAUGUAUUUUUUAUCUGGGGAGCAAAAAAUUUCAGUUUGAUGAAUUGGGUAAAAACAGUCGUGUAUAUCAUGCCUUAUUAAGUACUCUAAUACAUAUUUAGUAUCAACUUACCAAGUAGUGAAUCAAUUUCAUUUUUAAUGAGUAAUGGUCAGUAUUCACUGGCAUAACUGUUUAGGCAAUUGUUUUAUUUGAAUGUACCUUUUCAAAGAUUUUGCACCAUGAAUUGUAAAUGCGACUUUUUCUGGAAAUGUAAACUAGAAAUUGAUAUAUUUUUCCAGUAAGUCUUCAAUCUCAGGAAAUAGUCUAGGACAACUUUAAGGAAAUGCAUUUUGAAUUGAUAUCUUAAUCUGCAUUUUCCUUCACUUCAUUUGAAGUGAAGUUCUUCAUGUAGCACUUUCAAAGACCAGGCUUUAAAGCCCAAUACAUAAGCUUUCUUUUAGUACAAGAAUCAUUCAAAUCACUAAUGUAAUUUUCAAA
Molecule: messenger RNA, 2950 nt
Organism: Patiria miniata (bat star)
Lineage: Eukaryota; Metazoa; Echinodermata; Asteroidea; Valvatida; Asterinidae
Exons: 5
Coding region: 1179-2252 (357 amino acids)
Source: RefSeq, a predicted model, not a curated record